Messenger RNA from Musa acuminata AAA Group (dessert banana), 870 nucleotides. Its product is annotated as beta-eudesmol synthase-like. The transcript is spliced from 5 exons. Bases 1 to 870 code for a protein of 289 amino acids. Gene Ontology annotation, molecular function: magnesium ion binding; terpene synthase activity. The record is from RefSeq and is a predicted model, not a curated record. Lineage: Eukaryota; Viridiplantae; Streptophyta; Magnoliopsida; Zingiberales; Musaceae.
AUGGAGAACGUAAUUUCGCAGCCACACGUUCCAGGUGAUGAAGUGGUGAUUCGCAAGUCUGUAAGCUACCAUCCCACCGUUUGGGGUGAUUACUUUAUCUUACAGGCCCAGUCCUCCCCCAGUACACAGGAGUGCGAUGCAAGGAUGCAAGAGAGAGCAGCAGAACUGAUGGAGCAGGUAAGAUGCAUGUUCAAGGACACUACCGACAUCUUGCAAACUAUGGACUUGGUCGAUUCAAUCCAGCUUCUCGGAUUGAGUUAUCACUUCGAGAAAGAAAUAAGUGAAUCAUUAAAACGAGUCCAUGAUGCCGAUUUGAACUGUCAAGGUCUCUACGAGACUGCUCUCCGGUUUCGACUGCUGAGACAAGAAGGGUGGGAUGCCAAGGCUGUUCAUCAGCUACCAGAGUAUAUGAAGGGCUAUUUUCUGAAGCUAAUCCAUACUUUUGAAGAAUUCGAAAAUUUACUAGCACCUAGUGAGAAGUAUCGUUUAUUUUAUCUUAAGGAAGCGAUGAAAGGUUUAUCAAGAUCCUAUCUCGAGGAAAACAAAUGGGCUUCCAAACAGUAUGUGCCAAAAUUAGAAGAACAUCUGCAAAUCUCGCUCAUCAGUUCAGCCUAUCCUUUGCUUGUUUGUGCUUCUUUUGUUGGAAUGGGAGAAGUAGCAACUAAGGAGGCAUUUGAGUGGGUUGCUAGUUUCCCUAAGAUCGUCAAGGCUUCUGCAUUAAUUGCUCGUAUCGCCAAUGAUUUCGUUUCACAUGAGCGUGAGCAAUCUAUGGAGAAUGUUGCCUCCAUGGUGGAAAGCUAUAUGAAAGAGUAUGGAACAAGCAUGCCUGUGGCAUGCGAGAAGCUUCAAAACUUGGUUGAAAACGCAUGA